Ostrea edulis (European flat oyster) is the source of this 1318-nucleotide messenger RNA. RefSeq lists its product as uncharacterized. The transcript is spliced from 3 exons. NCBI's taxonomy places the organism in Eukaryota, Metazoa, Mollusca, Bivalvia, Ostreida, Ostreidae. The coding region runs from base 140 to 1252 and encodes 370 amino acids. The record is from RefSeq and is a predicted model, not a curated record. Gene Ontology annotation, cellular component: membrane.
AGAGAUCAUUUGUAUACACGCUGUCUGGUUCAGAUAAACAAAUUAUCUCGAUACUAGAUAAUCUUGUUUUAAGUCGGUGGGAGUCAGAGUGUAAUGUGGCCCCGUUAGAGAGGUGUUAGAAUCUCGGAAAAAUUCAGGCAUGGUAAGCAUCACACCACUUGUAAAUUUCACAACAGUCACGCCACUCUCCAAUGUGACCGGAAACCUCACAAUCCAGAAUACCACGAAAUGGAUAUACCAGUCAAUGAACAGGGGGCCCGUCAUCAUUUCCGUAUCCGCUAUCAGUGUGAUAGCGGUCUUCUCCAAUCUGACCUUGCUUCUGAUCAUUCUCUCGCGUAAGGAGCUGCGAUCUUCUGUUUUCCUAUGGAACGUUGCGGGUAUGUGUGUAUGCAAUCUCAUUUUCGGUACUAUCACUAACGCCCUCGGCGAUAGCCGCCAUAUUUACAGAGAGUGGAUACACGGCAUGGUUCUCUGCAAGGUUUUCUCCGUUUUCAAAUUCACCUCUUCACACAUAAUGAGCAUGAUCCAGAUUGCCAUAAUAACCAGCCUCUUUCUGAAAGUACGCCAGUCUCUCUCAGCUCCGUCCAACAUCACCUCUCGUGGCUGGUCCAUUUUCCCGUACGCACUGUUCGCCCUGCCGUGGCUGCUGGAAGUCGUUUUGUCCCCCAUGAUCAUAAUGGGAGAGGUGGCCGAUCUGCCUGAAUUCGCGAAGAAAUUCGGUUCUCUAAUGUGCCUACAUUUCCUGGAGAGAAGCUACAGACACGCCGGAGUGAUUCUCUUCAAUGUUCUCUAUUUCAUUCUUCUAAUCCUCAGCGUAGCCGUUUUUCUUUACUAUCGGUUCAAAAAAGCGUCUUAUGAUCAUUUACUGGGUGAUGACGCAUUGCGUGAGGACGAGACGCUGCGUUCCAUGUUGAUAGCGUCAACUGUUUCUUCAGCGGUAUUCUGCCUGAUGCACGCACCGUUAAUGAUAAUGACGCUGAAUUUAGUUGUCUGUAAAAGUUCCUGGUGUCUUCCGAGCAUCCAAACUUUCGAUGCUGUGUACGUCCUGAGCUGCAUCGCCUACGCUGCCACGCCUGUCCCAUGGUUUACCUUCUGUGAUAUCAAGCACGUAUUCAGAGAAGUUAUGGAUAAGGUGACGGAGAAGGCGCGUGCAUCCGUGACGCAGUGCAGGGAAUGCUGCGGAACAAAGCUGGAAUCCAUUACGGUGGAGUGGACUCCGAAACAAUCCGAUUUCAUGAAAACCGGAGAAUGACGAUCAGAAGACUUAUAAUUAAAACACGUUUCUAAUUAUACUAAUAAAAUCCAUGUAGCAUAGGCA